GGUUUCGAGGUGCCACACUCUCCACCGACUUUCCAGUCUAUUUUUAUGGAGACUUAUAUGCUUUUUAUUUUAUCUUCGUCAACGAGCUUUCGAAAAUUCUCGGGGAUUAUGUUGCGAAAUCGAGCCACGAUCCGUGUGGUAUGUUCGCUUUAGGGGCUGCUCUACUCUAGAAUAACUAUCGAAUUUCGUCGAUGGAACAUUAAUUAUUCAAUGUGCGCACCCAUUAGGGUAUUCUGUAAUUUGCUUCAAAAUGAAUAUUAAUUGUGCGCGGGUACAUGCAAUUAGGAUGGUUCUUUUUUUGACACUCCUUCACUGUUCUACUAUUUUAGCACCACGACUGGAUUUGGACAGCCCGGAAAGCGGAUACCAUGGCCUGGUGAAGGAAAACGAAACUCUGGUCGAGGUUACGCCACAAAUACGAGCGAUAGGUGCCAAAGUAUGCUCCUUCCGUAUUGCGAACAAACACCAUGGCGAGGCGCCGUUCGAGAUCGUUUUGAAAGAGAAAGGAACCGCCGAGCUGAGAGCACUUCGAGUUCUGAAUUGCGAGAAGCGACGAAACUACAAGUUCGAUAUCGAAGCCGUCGGCUGCAACGGAUCGCUAUCGGAAAAUGCCACGGUCCACAUUACCGUGGUGGACGUGAACGAGUACGCCCCCCAGUUUCUGCAACCGGCCUAUGUCAGCACGGUGGACGAGGGACGUCUGUACGAGGAGGUGGUGCGUGUGGAGGCCUCCGACAGGGAUUGUACUCCGAAAUUCGGUGACGUAUGCAAAUAUGAGAUUCUAACAGCAGAUCAGCCGUUCAUCAUCGAUAACGAGGGAGCCAUACGCAACACGGAGCCGCUGGACUACGAGCGUUCGCAUAACUAUAUACUGAGCGUGGUGGCGUAUGACUGUGGCAUGAAGCAAUCUGCCCCGGCCAUGGUCACCGUUAAGGUCAACCGUGUCUGUGCGCCUGGAUGGAGAGGAAUCCCAGAAAGGGUCGAUUACGCAGCGGGCGUGGGAUCCCAGCCUUUGCUUCCUUCCGCCAGAUUGGAUCUCUGCGAUGCUCCCUGUAUAUUGCGUAACGUCCGAGCCACCUUGACUCUCGCCACGGACCAUAUAGGGAAAGGAUGCGACCGUGACACGUACGGUGUACGCAGCCAACGUAAGUUAUGCGGUGCAUCGCGAGACAGCGUGGAUCUGUUGCCAACCCCUGGGCCCACGACCUCCUGGACUGCGUCGUUGUCUCGGGACGAGGGCAGAGAGGCCGACGAGAUCUUCGAAUUCGACGGCGUUGAUUCGGCGGCUAUCAUACCGAGCGAUGUACUCGAGCACACCUUGGCGCAGAAGUUCACCAUCGGCGUAUGGGUGAAGCACAGACCUCGCCCCAGGCAAGAUCCUCACGUUAAGGAACACAUCCUGUGCGCCGCUGAUGAUCACAAGAUGAAUAGACAUCAUUACGCCCUGUUCAUCAGAAACUGCCGGCUGAUUUUGUUGCUCAGACGCGACUUCUCGGAAGGAGAUCCCAACAUCUUCCGGCCUGCCGAGUGGCGUUGGAAGCUGGCUCAAGUGUGCGACGACAAGUGGCAUCAUUAUGCCGUUCAGGUCGAUUUCCCUCAUGUGACCUUGUUCGUGGACGGCGAGGAAUGGCACUCGGACGAGAAGAACCCCGAGGUCAUCGACGACUGGCCGUUGCAUCCUGCGAAGGGUGUCAACACGACCCUCGUUGUGGGUGCAUGCUGGCAGGGAUCUGACAACAAAACGAAACACCACUUCCGAGGCUACCUGGCUGGACUGUCUGUUCUGGUCGGACGAAACGAGAAACCUGACGUGCUGUCUUGCCUGCGUCGUUGCCAGGAGGGUAUCCACGUGCCGUCGAUGGACUUGCUGCAACCGGGAACUCAGUUGCUGACCAAUUCCGACUUAACAGAGGUACGAAUCGACGGGGACAAUCGCACUAAUGUCGAGACACUCCUCCGUCGUAUCGGGUACUCCAACUCGAGGCGGUUUCCCACUCCUGGUCGUCGCAAUUUCCGUUUAGAAACGACCAUUGUAUGCGAGGGUAGCGAGAAUAAUCCUCUCCCUGUCCCGACCGUUCAGUCGUACGUCACGGUCUUGCCGCCACCGCGUCCCGGCAUCACCGUCAACGGAACCGGCUACGUGGCUAGGGAAUACGCGGACUUUCGUCUGGGUGUUCGGGUAUUCCCUGAUGCCCGUGUCACAGCCGGUUCCGCCGCCAGAUUAGACGCCUGUGCGGUCAGCGUAUAUCCCAGCCUAAAUCCCGACCAUGAGAGUUUAGGUCUACCCGGAGAUGCCCUACGUAGAUUCCGUGCCAUCACGGCGCGAGUAGAUCGGGACGGUGUUGUUCUCUCGGGCGCCGAUACGCCUUACAAUUAUCAGCAGCUAAUCCGUCUGAUCAUGUACACGAACCGCAAGCCGGCUUACUAUCUCGACCGUGUAUUCAAACUGACCUGUUCCGAGCUUAGCGGUCGCUUCGCCAGCAACGAGUACGUGCAGACUCUCGCCGUUAUUCACCCGAAGGAGAAGACCACUGCGAUUCCACACUCGACUUCGGACGAACCGCCGAUAGCUAGAAUCCUGGAACCAGUACCUGGUCACGUGCAGCUGUCUCCUCAUCAUGCGGACCUGCCCGAGGAGUACGCGACCGCCGCUCUUCGCGAAGGUGUCAGUGGACCAAGCGGCAGCCACGCAGUUACCAUCGUCGCGGCUGCAUGCAUCUGUUUCCUGCUCCUGAUGGCGGUUGUGGGCGCAGCUAGAGUUAGGGGCGCCGCGAAAAGGCGACCCUCCGCCGGCGACGAGUUGGCUGCCGAGACUGAAAUGGCCUGGGACGAUUCCGCGUUGGCUAUCACCGUGAAUCCCAUGGAGAGGCUUACCGAGCAGGAUGCUCAUCAUCAGAGCCAGAGAGACGAGGACGUGGACGACUCUGGAAGCUCAGACUCGGAGGACGGAUCGUACAGAGACGACGACCUGGACAGCUCCGAUUGCGAAAACGAUUGCGAGCUUAGUAACGGUCGGCAUCGCCGUCACAAUUCGCCUCAUGACUUGGAAUGGGAUCAUCGUGACGUUUAAAUUACUAUUCCUCUGCAUUCACCAUCCCCCCCUUCUUCGUAUGGUGAUUAAGUGGAGUACUAACUUAUUAUCGUUUCUCAUCGUGUUCCCUUUAUCAAACUGAUCGUUAUUCUUUCGUUACUUGUGACGCUUCGUAACGCAAAUAGCAUAUCUAUACAGCUAAUUUCGUCAGCGAUAUGCUCUGAUCGAUCGAGCUUCAACGGUUUUAAUAUUCAACGCGUUUUCAAUGGAUAUCUCGCCAAUAUUUUUCGCCAAUUAAUCCGAUAUUCCUAUAUAUAUACCUAUACAUAUAUAUAUGAACACGAAAGCGUCGUAUUAUAUCCGUCCCCAUAGAUGACAUUGGUACUGUAAAAUGUUAAUGCACCAACUAGUUAGUACUCUCCUUAAAAGCCAGCAAAAUUUGUAAGAGAGUGCGGGACGCUUUAUCGAAUAGUUAAAACACUUUCUAUCUACAACAUGUCAUUGGUGUUGUUAGAUGAAAGAUACACGUGAAAAGAAUACAUACUUAAGUUUACUGGGAUCUGUUCUCGGUAAACGUUUGGAAGCAAUUAAUUUAUGUCACUCAUUACCGCUAAUUAUUAUUAUUAAUAUUAUUAUUAUUAUUAUUAUUACGGUUACUAUUAUUACGAGCAUUAUUAUUUUUAUUACCGGUAGCAGUAGGACGAGGGAACUUUUUUUAUACUCUCUUAUCUUCAAUUCUUUGUAUUCUAUUGUUAUCAGUUUUACUAAUGCUGACUGUAUUCGCCGCUAUAAUUCGGUUAUGAUUUCUUUUAGACGCAGGCCAGCCCGAUAAAGUGAUCUGAAUUCUCGCGACGUUAUCGAAAAUAUUCUUCUUUAUUUCUGAUUGAUCUCAGAAAUGUAUAUUUUUUCAUGAAAAGUUCGAGCGAAUUAGCACACGCGGGUCCUUUCAGUAUUAUAACGCGAUAUCAAAAGAUUUGUAAUCGAGUCGGGCUGUACCUGCGUGCCAUCGUACGAUAUACUUGCCCAAUUUUCCAUUUAUUAUUUUUAAGCGAAGACCUAUAAUUAUAAUUUGCACAAUGUUCCUUCCUGAUCAAUCUACAAAAAAAAAAAA
Messenger RNA from Megachile rotundata (alfalfa leafcutting bee), 4142 nucleotides. It is a transcript of the gene Cals, whose product is annotated as calsyntenin 1. Gene Ontology annotation, cellular component: cell surface; postsynaptic membrane. Gene Ontology annotation, molecular function: calcium ion binding. The record is from RefSeq and is a predicted model, not a curated record. Lineage: Eukaryota; Metazoa; Arthropoda; Insecta; Hymenoptera; Megachilidae. Gene Ontology annotation, biological process: positive regulation of synaptic transmission; positive regulation of synapse assembly; homophilic cell-cell adhesion.